CAGGCGCUUCCCUCCCUCUGCUUGGGUUCGGUUUGAGAAGGAGACCGAGCAGUGCACAGAAAAAAAGAGAGAGCGAGCGAGAAAGAGAGAGGCGCAACACACACUAACACACACACAGAGCGAGGAAAAUAUCCAUAACAGGGAGGGAGGGAGGCGCUCGGUCCGGUACUUACUGAGUUCCUAGUCUUCCAUCAUGAAUCCUGUUUAUAGCCCCGUUCAACCUGGGACUCCUUACGGCAAUCCUAAGAAUAUGGCUUACACGGGUUAUCCUGCUGGUUACCCUACAACUGCACCAGCCUAUACUGCUAAUAUGUAUGCUAGUAGCAGUCCCGGAUAUCCUCCAGCUUUAUUCAUGAUGAGGCAGAGCUGGCCACAGACGUCAACUUCUGGGACCUCUGAGGGUACUUAUGACCUCCCAGUCGAUGCUGGCACGGAGAGCAGAACUUUCCAAGCUUCUUCUGCAUCAUUCAGAUACACUGGAGGAACCCCCUACAAGGUAGCACCUACUCAGAGUAAUGGUGCACCACCACCAUAUUCUCCAUCUCCAAACCCAUACCAGACUGCCAUGUAUCCCAUUAGAAGUGCCUAUCCACAGCAGAAUCUGUAUGCCCAGCAGGGGGCUUAUUACACACAGCCUGUGUAUGCAGCACAGCCUCAUGUAAUUCACCAUACCACAGUGGUGCAGCCCAAUAGCAUUCAACCUGCUAUAUAUCCAACUUCUGUUCCUGCUCAACGGACCAACGGGAUGGCCAUGGGUAUGGUUGCUGGGACUACCAUGGCAAUGACAGCAGGGACUCUGCUGACCACGCCACAACAUACUCAACUAGGACCACAUCCAGUUUCUGUGCCAACGUACAGGACUCAAGGAACACCUGCGUAUAGCUAUGUACCUCCACACUGGUAAAUUCGCAAACCAAUUCAUAUCUGGAGUCAGACAUUGUAUGCAACUACUCAAGUCUUACGUUGGUGCUUGUGCAUCGAAGCCACAUGGCACCAAAUCUGUUUGCAAGGACAAAGUGCAAAGGUCACUUUAUGCAUUUAGUGUUUUUUUGUAAAAGCUGCUUUUCUCCAAAU
Leucoraja erinaceus (little skate) is the source of this 1074-nucleotide messenger RNA. It is a transcript of the gene fam168a, whose product is annotated as family with sequence similarity 168 member A. The transcript is spliced from 8 exons. Gene Ontology annotation, biological process: positive regulation of base-excision repair. The record is from RefSeq and is a predicted model, not a curated record. Lineage: Eukaryota; Metazoa; Chordata; Chondrichthyes; Rajiformes; Rajidae. The coding region runs from base 194 to 904 and encodes 236 amino acids.